CCCACCUGUGCCCAGGAGCAUUUCAGCCCCAUGUGGGAGCUGUGGGAUGCUGGGGAGUGUUGGUGUGGUCUUGGCUUCUUAGUGGCUCUGGUAGGGCCAUCGUUGGGGUCACACCUUUAGUGGCUGUUGUUUCUGGAGGAGAUGGCGAGGACGGGGUUGAGUGCUGAGCUGAACUGUGCCCACAAGGCACUUUACACAGGUGUGGGAUGACUCCUGAGGGCACUGCACCCGCACCACGCCAAGCAGCACCCCUCCUGAUGGCAGCCAUGGGGCAGAACUCAAGCCACCAUUAUCCAUGGGAGAAAUGGAUACGGAUGGAGACCUCAAUACAGAUUUUUGUACGUGCUUUGCUGUCUUCAGGAACACCGACCACCGUGUGGGAGCAGGAGCAGGUAAAGAAGACAUGUCAUCUCCAGGUGAACAGGAGGGAGCAGAUGAGAAGCCAGCAGAAGGUACACAGGCAGAUCCCAGUGGUGUGCAAGAAAGCAGAACUAGUCUUCCAAAGGAGUCACCACCUGCAGAGGAACAAGAGGAAGAUGUGGAGGAAGGGGUAUCAGACACAGAGAGCAUUGCAGAUGAUUUGGAAGAAGAAGAUAGUACUGAAGUAGCCCCAGAGGCAGAAAAAAGCCCUGAGAAGAUAGAAAAGAAAAUAUCGGAAACUUUCUUCUAUAACAGUGAAGAUGUACAUUCACGGCCAUUUGUCACUGAAGACUCUGGGAUACCAAUUAACCUUCUUACUCUUGAACAUUCUUUUGGAUAUGACUGCAAAAGAAGCGUAAACCUGAUGGCAAUGGACAGCCAAACACUGCUAUAUAUAGCAGGCAACCAGGUAGUGCUCCUGGACCUGAAAACUGAAUCUCAAAGUUAUCUCCGGAGCAGCAGUGGAGGUGGAAUUGGGUUUAUAACGGCACACCCUACUAAGCAGUACUUCGCAGUAGGAGAAAAAGGAGAGAAACCAAACCUCAUCAUCUACGACUAUCCUUCACUGAGGCCCUACAGAAUUCUACGAGGUGGAACAGAGAAAGCCUAUGUCUUUGGCGAUUUCAACCGUGCUGGCACUUUGCUGGCCAGUAUUGGAAGCAGCCCUGACUACAUGUUGACUAUCUGGGACUGGAAACAAGAAAAGAUUGUGUUAAGGUCAAAAGCUUUUUCACAGGAUGUUUACAGGGUCACAUUUUCUCCUGAUAAUGAGGAACAGCUAACUACAGUGGGAGUAGGACACAUCAGGUUCUGGAAGAUGGCUCUCACAUUCAGUGGUCUCAAGUUGCAAGGAGCUUUGGGCAGGUUUGGAAAAACAUCAGUGACUGACAUUAUAGGGUAUGUGGAGCUACCUGAUGGCAAGGUUAUCUCAGGGGCUGAGUGGGGCAACUUGCUGCUUUGGGAAGGGGGCCUCAUCAAAGUAGAGCUCUGUCGAGCUGGACACAAGCCUUGUCACAGUGGCCCUAUCACCCAGUUAGUUUUGGACGAAGGAGAACUUACCACUGUUGGGCAAGAUGGCUUCAUUCGGGUGUGGAACUUUGAGGCAAUAGAUGCUGCUGAUUCUGUGGAUGACACAGGGUUAUUGGAGGUGGAACCUAUGAAUGAACUUCAGGUUGGCAAGAACGUCAGUCUGAAUUUCAUGUCAAAAGUUCAUGACAAUGGACAGCCCAUUUGGUAUGCUCAGGAUGCCAAUGGCGCAAUCUGGAAGCUGGAUUUGACUUUUUCAAAUAUGACCCGUGAUCCAGAGUGCCUGUAUACCUUUCACUCCGGAAGGAUUGAGGCUGUGAGUGUCUCUCCUGUGACAUACCUUAUGGCCACCACUGCUCUCGAUCGGUCAGUGCGUAUCUAUGAUUUCAUCAGCAACAGGCAGCUGAGUGAAAUUCAGUUUAAACAAGGAGGAACAGCACUGAUGUGGGCACCUCGUGUUGUAAAUCCUAAAGGAGGUCUAAUUGCUGUGGGCUUUGAAGAUGGCGUUGUCCGCAUAAUUGAAAUUUAUGAUCCCAAAGGACUGGCUGCUCUCAGAGGACGGACCAAUAUAGGUAACACAGAGAUAAAUCUGAAACAAGCUUUCAAACCUCAUACUUCUGCAGUUACAGCCUUGGCUUAUGAACAAAAUGGAGAUGUCCUUGCCACAGGGAGUAAAGACAAAACAGUUUUCUUUUUUGCUGUUGAAGAGAAAUAUGAGCCAAUUGGAUUCAUCCAUGUCCCCGGGCCUGUGCAGGCAUUACAGUGGUCUCCACCUUCUCAUGUGGAGAGCAUGCUGCUCAUCCUUUGUGAGAAUGGCUUUGUUCUCCAGGUUCCUGCUCCUGUCCCUGAGGAACAGGAUACAGCAUCCACCUACCAAAUCAAAAACCUGCCAACACAGUACUUUCAUUUUUAUAGCAUUAAAUCCCGAAUCAAGCUGGAAGAGGAGAUUGCACUGAGAGAGAAAAAAAAGCAGGAGAAGGAGAAAGCAAGGCUUGAAUGGAUAAAGCAGCAACAGGAGAUGGGAAAGGACAUAGAAGAAGAACCUGAAGAGGAACCUGAAGAAGAGCCAUUGCCACCUCUCUACAUACCAGAGGAGCCCAGUCCCAUUCUCUGUGGGUUUUAUUCAGCACCAGGGAAAUUUUGGCUUUCCUUGGGUGGAUAUGACUCAGGAUUCCUCUAUCAUUGUGCAUUCUCCUCAAAUCAGCACCAAGAAGACCCUGAACAAAGGCAAGAUGAACCCUUUGAAGUUAUUCCUAUUGAGGAUACUGACAACAAUCCCAUCCACCGGAUCUCGUUCUGUACCAGCAGACUAUUGAUGUUCUGUGGGAUGCAGAAUGGAGCACUGCGUGUUUACGCUCUUCAGGAUAAAGACCUCUCAGCAAAUACCCUGAAGGAAUACUGGUCCUUCAAUGUACAUGACAAUGACUAUGGCCAGAUCCGGGGGAUCUGUUCUAGUUAUGAUGAUAGGUUUCUGAUUACCUGUGGUGAAGAUGGAAACAUUUUUACCUUCAACAUCUUGUCUCCAGAGGAUAUUCACAAAGAGCUAAAAGCCAAAAUCCCCUCUCCUAGGAGUGGUCUUGAGAUGGAGAAAGCUGCUGAAGACAUUGAGGAUCCCAAUGCCUACAACAUUGAGGAAGUCAAGCAGAAAGAGGAGUAUGAACGGAUCAUGAAGGAAGCUGAAGACAAAAAAAGCAAGAAAAGAGAGGAGUUAACUGCUCUGAGAGAAGAGUUUCUUUUUCUGCUUCAGAAGAAUCAGGAGUUGCCAAAGCACAUGCAGCUGCACAGAGACCAGUACGAGAUGGACCAUAGGAUCUUUGAGGAUCUGAAUAGGCAGACAGCACAGAAAAUCCAGUUAGUGGAAAAGGAACUAGCUUGGGAGCAUGAGAAAAACUUGAUUGGACUGCAGAAACUACGAAAUUGGUUUCGGUCCUCACUGGAAUUUGACACCCUUGUUGUUCAUGCUAUUCAAAGCAAUCAUCAGAUUUCCACCUACAGACUUCUAGCACUCUCUGAAAAGUACCGCCAAGAUAUGGAACAUCCAUCUUGGAGGAAGACAGUACUUAAGCGGGCAUGGAAAAAGAUGGAAAAAAAGGAGGCCGUCAAAGAGGCAAAGCAUGCUAGAGUUUUUGAGGAGGAGGCCGAAAAGGUGAAGUCAGAGGUCCAAAAGCCAACAGCACGUUUUAUAGAAAACAAACGUAAGCAAAUCAGAAGAAUUGCUGAGAAAUCCAACAAGGUGAAAGCUAAGAUAAUGAAGAGGAAAGCAGAGUGGGAAGAACUAUACAAGAGCAAGCCUAGUGAUGACUAUGAAAACCCCGAGGAUGUUCAGGCCAUUAAAGAAGCACGGGAAAAUAUGGGGUGUUAUAAGCUGAAGACUGCCACCGAUUACAGAGUCCCUCAGCACGAACAAAUGAAAACUGAAAAGAAGGUGAAGCAGCUUGAAUCCUUGGAAGUGUUGAUUCAUAAGAAGAAAGUGAAUAUGAACAAACAGAUCUUGUCCUUGCGGGAUUUGAAGGUUUCUGUUAUUGACGAAAUCAAGUGUUUAGUGCAAGAAUUGAAAUCCAUACAGGCAGCGUUGGAUUUAUCAGAACAUCUCCCUCUUCCCCCGAUCCCUCAGUUACACCCAGAUGAGGUUCCAGAAAAAAAAUUUGAGUAUGACACUGACAUCCUCCUUAAGUUCAAACAGGAGCAGGAGGCCAAGGCAAAGUUCCAGGAACCAUUGGAAGGGUCUCCCUCAUCUGGUGCACCUAGGCGUAGUUUUCUAAAGCCUUCUUCCCUUAAAGAGUCUGGCUCCGUGACACAGCCUGCAAGAGAACACCCAGUGAAAAUAACGCCAUCUGUGGUCGUAGAGCAGAAAAAGCUUCUUGAGAUUGAGAAGGCAGAGCCAACUGAAAUGGAACUGGAAAUUUUAAAGAGGGAGAAGAUAAAAAACCUAUACUUGCAGGAUUCCUUGAUUAAAAAGAUCAAUGCACUGGUGAUAAACUUUGAUGCUGAACUUCGUGUCCUGCGGCACAAGAAACUGCAGCUGGAUGUGCAGUUGAAGCAUGCUGACCUGCGCUACAUCACGUGGUAUGAAGAGCUGCUUAUCCUGAAUGAUGUUGAGAAAACUGAGAAUGAUCUCCAGGGGCGUGUUACCACCCUCCGCAGUGAGAAGGAGGCCACACAGUCAAAAGUGAACAGCUACCUUGCACUGAUGGAGCAUACAAAUUCUGAGAUGGUAAAGCUUCGGGAACGUAAGAAAGCUCUUUAUGCCAGCUUCCGAGCAUCCCUUGGAGAAAACAACAAGUUCGCCCGUUUUCUGACCAAGGUUCUGAAGAAGAAAAUCAAGUGCAUGGAAAAAAAAGUAAAAAGAGAAGCAGAUGAGAAAUAUGAGAGUGAAUGGGAGACUGAUGAAGAGUCCACCUUGGGGAGUGAUGAAGAAGAUUCUAGAUCUGAAGAUGAAGUCUUUGAUGUCUCCGUUUGUCCAAAGAACUGUGAUAAGGCGCUCUUCCAAAACACCAUCCAGCUCCGGGAGAAGUGGUUAGACAUUGAGGAGUCUUUAACAAAGGAGAAGAGAGUUGCUGCUAACCUCAGAAAGAAAUAUAACGUCUUGGUCCAAAAGGCAAAAGCAGUAGAAGCCAGUCUGAACACAGCAGAGAGGGAACUGGACACCUUUCAAUGGGAAAAGCAGCAUAAACUUAAUGAGUUAUACGCAGUUGUGCCUUUGAAACUUCAUCAGGUGGAAUACUUCGUUAAUGGGGAGAUACCCAGUGACCUCUCCCAAGCCCUGGUAUUUACCAACCAGUCCUUAGAGUAUCUGCAGAAGAGAAUUGUGGACCUACGUAAUGAAAAAAUAAUGCAGAGAGAGAUGUAUAAGAAGGCACAGCAGCAACAUAAGAAACUUAUCCAUGACAAAAAGGAGAUGGAGAUAAAUAUUCGCCAACUGGAAGAGGAGUGCAAUCGGAUGAUGAUGCUGAAGUUUGGCCGGAUGGUUGAUUUUGAAGCAGUUCAAGAACGCUCCGUUAACAUAAACUUGGAAGAGUUGGAAGUAGAAAUAAUGCAGAAAGAAUAUGAGCACUCCCAGGAACUCAAAGAGUGGGAGAAAAGAACCUUUGACCUGCAGCAGAAGCUGAUGAUGCUGACAAAGGAAAAUACCAGAAAGCUGCAGCAGCUGAACCGCUUCUGCCUUGAAAAGCAGCAACUUGAAACUACACUGGAUUCACUAAAUGAUGAUCUAGGAGCAGAGUUUCAGGGCCCCCGAAGUACAGACAUCAAAGAGAAGGCCAGGAUGGAGUCACUGCUGAAACACAGGGCUCAUGACAUUGCCAUCCUAAGGGAAGAAAUCAAUCUUCUCAGAAGAAAAGACGGAUGCGUGAGAGAACAAUUCAGUCUGCUAGCCAGAAAAGAUGGGUGCUUCUUUCUACAGCCUUCAUCACCACAGGACUCUGAGACACUCUCUGAACCCUUCCCUGUUCUUACACCAUGUACGGUAACUAACAGCCCCAGUGUCCCUUAAAAAUGGAUGUAUUUAACUGCAGCUGUAGUAAUACCUAGAAGUGCAAAAUGUACUGUUUUAGUUAAGCAGAGGGGUAGUUGUAAAGGGUUUUCCCUGUCAAAAUAUGACUAUAGUGGCAGAUGUGGAAUAAAAAUGGGCAAAUGCAACCAGUAAAUGCUGUUACUAGUCUAUUCAGAGCUCUGCACUGGACAGAUGCUCUGUGUAUGUGUAUUGCAUGUGCAGCUGUGUAUGCCUGUUCGUAUCUCUCAGCACAAAAAGGGGCUUUGGAAGGCUGGGUAUGAGAAAGUUUUGUCUGUCUGAAACUAUCUUUGGUACCUGUGUUCUCAGAAGUGGUAACGGAGGUCUGUCUUGGGCAUACAUCUUAUUGUUUGUUGAACAUCCUAGCAGCAACAGCAGUUUUCUUGAGAUGGGAAGUGCUGUGUGGUUGGAGAAGGCAAGGGGACCUUUGUCCUGGGCCUACAGUGCGUCCUCAGAUGGGUAUGGUGCCAGUCGGAGACCUGCCUGCUCUACAGAAGUGGGAAACUCACUAAAGUGCAGGAAUCAGAUUUACUUGGCAUGAAGAGGCUGUAGCAACAGGUGGGCAGUGAUGUUUGCCUUUAAUUCUGGCUUGCAGCAGUAGACCAGAC
Anas platyrhynchos (mallard) is the source of this 6564-nucleotide messenger RNA. It is a transcript of the gene CFAP44, whose product is annotated as cilia and flagella associated protein 44. Gene Ontology annotation, molecular function: protein binding. The record is from RefSeq and is a predicted model, not a curated record. Lineage: Eukaryota; Metazoa; Chordata; Aves; Anseriformes; Anatidae.